Didymella exigua CBS 183.55 is the source of this 781-nucleotide messenger RNA. RefSeq lists its product as uncharacterized. Lineage: Eukaryota; Fungi; Ascomycota; Dothideomycetes; Pleosporales; Didymellaceae. The record is from RefSeq and is a predicted model, not a curated record. The coding region runs from base 196 to 603 and encodes 135 amino acids. The transcript has a single exon.
GUCGCCGUGGCAGCGGGCUGCGCAGUCGUCGUGGCAGCGGGCUGCGCAGUCGCCGCGGCAGCAAACGGCGACACGGGCGGGGUGUGGGUAGAGGCGCGUGGGCGCGUCCUGGGGGUGCGGGCGUCCUCGCGGGGAGCGUCGGCGGCGUCAGUCGAGUGAAGGUGCAGGCCGUGGGUGUAGUUGCGCAGGAAGGAAAUGCCUCGCUGCAGGCCAGUGGAGCGCGGCGAGGGCGAGACGGGCGAUAUGGGCGUCGCGGAAACGGUGGGGGCGGCUGGUGCUGGGGCAGUGAACAUGGCCGCAGGGUCGGGGCUCAGCACGGUGGGCGCAGAACGACGGGCGCAGAGCGGUGGGCUCAGAGCGGUGGGCUCAGAACGGCGGGCUCAGAGCGGUGGGCUUGGGACGGUGGGCUCAGAACGGCGGACUUGGGACGGUGGGCUACAGAGCACGAGGGUCAACGGGCGGGCGCAUCAACAGAGCGAGGCGGUCAACGGACGGCGCAUCUACAGAGCACGAGGGCGGCGCUGGGUGUGGCCAAGCUCCGUCUGGGUGAGGAGUCGACGGCGCAUGCAGCAUGCAGGUCGAGCCAGUCGACUCGAGGGCUAGAACCAGCAGACCAGGCGAGACGGCGAGGCAGUUGCAAAGCAGCACGUCAACAGACGCCUGCACCGGCACCGGCACCGGCACAGGCCAGGCACAGGCACAGAGCAUAGUCAGCAUAGGGACUGGGAGCAGCGCCAGCGGGCAGCCGUCUGGUGUGCACUGUGCUGUGCGCACUGCGCAG